Linum tenue is the source of this 4706-nucleotide messenger RNA. NCBI's taxonomy places the organism in Eukaryota, Viridiplantae, Streptophyta, Magnoliopsida, Malpighiales, Linaceae. The record is from the annotation of a GenBank genome assembly.
AUGGCCUGCUGCUCAACUGUUAAGUUCAACCCUCUGCAACAAAACCAGCACCUCCUCUUCGCCACUCUUUCUCACUACAAGUUCCCAUGCAGCCGUCCCGAAGCCCAAUUCCGCUGUUCUCCUCAGAUUCACGCUUUCUCCAAAGCCAAGCGCACAGCUUCUUUCAAAGCUAAACCCAGAGCACAAGCAAAUUCGCCCGCCAGAAGCUACGAAACCCGGAGGGGAACAGUGAAUUCGAGAACUGCAAAGGGGGGAGAUUCUGGGUUUUCUACUUCGGAGGAUGCUGAGAAAAGGGUAGAGAAUCAUUCUGUGAAAGGACUCGUCAGUUUGUUGCUGGAAAGAACUGGCAGCAGACAUGAAAAGGGUAAGAAUGCGAGGAAAUACAAACAAGAUAUCGUUUCAGGGGAUGCGGCUGCGAGGUCUGGUGAUGAGAAUGGAAGUGGGAAGAGGGUAAUAGCUGGUGAGGAAAGCCGAGCGUCUGAAAAUGGUGGAUUGGAUAAGAAGAAGACGACGAAGAAAACUGAAGGUGAGAAAACAGGGAAAGCGUCUAAUAAGAAGAGCAAGGCCGGUUUCCCUGAUAUUCAGAUGCGCCUCGAGUUCGACAUGUGCUCGAAGAGAGGAGACGUAAUGCGCGCGAUUGAAUUGUAUGAUUGGGCACAGAGGGAAGGAAUCUCCAUGGGGCAGUAUCAGUAUUCUGUAAUUUUGUAUCUCUGUUCUUCUGCUGCAGUUGGAGUUGUUCAGCCAGCCAAGAGCGGGAAUUCUGGUAGCCGCUCUUCAAAUUUGGAUGACAGGGAAAAACACUACAAUCGGGGAAUCCAGGUGAGUGAAGAUCUCAGGAAGUAUGCACUUAAGAGGGGAUUGGAGAUCUAUGAAAAGAUGUGUCUCCGGAAGAUACCAAUGAACGAAUCAACCUUGACUGCUGUGGCUAGAAUGGCAAUGUCGAUGGGCAAUGGAGACAUGGCCUUUGAUAUGGUGAAGCAGAUGACACAGUUGGGGAUAAACCCUAAACUGAGAUCCUAUGCCCCUGCUCUGUCUUCAUUCUGUGAAAUUGGAGAUGUUGAGAAAGCCUUCUGCGUGGAAAAGCACAUGUUGGAGCAUGGUGUCUCUCCCGAAGCUCCAGAACUCGAGGCAUUGUUGAGAGCAAGUGUGGAAGCUAGCAAAGGUGACAAGGUUUAUUACUUGUUGCAGAAACUCAGAACUACUGUAAGGAGGGUCUCACCUUCCGCUGCUGAUACAAUAGUUAGAUGGUUUGAUAGCGCUGCAGCAUCGAGAGUGGGGAAAAGGAAAUGGAAUGAAGUGGAUAUCAAAGAGGCAGUUGAAAAUGGAGGUGGAGGUUGGCAUGGGCAGGGCUGGUUAGGGAAAGGAAAAUGGAGAGUUUCUUUUACAUCUAUUGGACCAGAUGCAUCUUGUAGAUGUUGUGGGGAGAAGUUGGCCACAAUAGACCUUGAUCCUGUUGAAACAGAGAAUUUUGCUGAGUCAGUUGCUUCAAUUGCUGUAAAGAGAGAUAAAGACUCAAGCUUUAUGAAGUUUAAAAAAUGGCUUGAUUACUAUGGACCUUUUGAAGCAGUGAUCGAUGGAGCUAAUGUUGGACUUUCUAACCAGACUAGAUUCAUGCCUUCCAAGAUAAACGCUGUUUUUAAUGGGAUACGCCAAAAGCUUCCAUCGAAGAAACGGCCACUCAUUAUAUUGCACAAUAGGCGCAUCUCUGGACCAAAAAUGGACCAACCAGUGAAUAAGACGCUUGUAGAGAAGUGGAGAAACGCUGAUGCACUCUUUGCAACCCCUACAGGAUCCAAUGACGAUUGGUACUGGUUGUAUGCAGCUAUAAAGUUCAAGUGCUUGUUAGUGACUAACGACGAGAUGAGAGACCACACUUUCCAACUUCUAGGAAAUGACUUCUUCCCCAAGUGGAAAGAGAGGCAUCAAGUGAGGUUUCGCUUCGAUGAAACUGGUCCAAUCUUCCACAUGCCUCCACCUUACUCCGUUGUAAUUCAGGAAUCGGACAAAGGCCACUGGCAUGUACCUAUUGCAGUGGAUCAAGAUGAGGAAUCAGAAAGAGCAUGGCUGUGCAUUACCCGUCCUAACUCAUCUCCUGCAGGGCUAGCUUCCAUUAACCACAAAAUGGAGGGUUUAAUCUCAAAAGAGUUAUCCUUUAAAAAGGAUUCACAGCAAGAACCAGAUCAUCUUCAACCUUCUCAGUUCAUCAAGUCACUCCAAGAACUCAAGGAGUUGCGUUCUCAGCUCCAUUAUGCAGCAGAGUACUGGGAGAAAAGUUUCCUGAAUGCCAAACAGAAGAAAAAGGUUGUGGACAGCACAAAAGAGUACGUCUGCACUGCUGUGGUAGCUGUUGUGGAUCACCUUGGCAGCGUUUCAACCAAUCUGAACACCAUCGUUUCCAAAAAGGCCAGUAGCUUCUCUGAUGCUGAACUCAGAAUUGACACCCUGAAGCAAAGAUUCCUUGCCUAUGAACUGUAUGCUCAGAAGUUUGCUCUGACUCGAACAAGAUGGUGCUUUAACAUCAUCCCCAAAUCGCCCCGCCGCUAUCUGUCCACACCUAAUCUUGUCAGCGCAGAGAAAGAGAAAUCGUCAGAUGAGGACAUCAGGGAUGCAAGCUCUGUGUCUGCCUGGGAAAAGAGCGACACCGAGUCGAUAUUCGAGGCAGAGGACUUGCCCCUAUUCCUCUACACCUACACUCACAAGGGCUCUCCAGCCGACGCGAACAUCUCCGCGGUGGCAGUCCGGGACGCCGUCACGGUGUGCCGGAAAGGACAGGCACCCACGUUUCAUUUCCAGCAGAGCGGUGUUCCUGAGCAGAAGAAGCAUGGACGGAGGAGAAGAUUGUCGGGUCGUAGUAGCGGCGAUAUAAUGGCUCUGGUUCGCCGGAGCAAGCGAGGAUUGGAAGGCUUGUGAAGAAGGGCGAGGAGAUUUGUUUGUAGUUUUGACACUUGACUAAUGUUCUUCUGUAUGUUGUAAGAUGUAACUCGGUAAACCUUUUAUUGAGUUUUCCGUCUGAUUUCCAGUAAUUCAACAAAGAGGUUCAAAGAUUGCAUAGACAUUAAUUAAAGAGCGUGAAAAAUUGCUAGUCGAUAUGGAGAGCUCGCUCGAGUGGCUCGGUGGAGAAGUCGGCAGGCUGAGGAACUUGUUGGUGAGGUUACCGUUGCUUACAACAAGGAUACCAGCCCGAACAAGCUGAAUCUGGGCGUCGGUGCUUACCGAACCGAGGAAGGGAAGCCUCUUGUUCUCAAUGUCGUGCGGCGAGCAGAGCAGAUUCUGGUGAAUGACGAGUCUCGUGUGAAGGAGUAUCUUGGUAUUACUGGACUUGCAGACUUCAACAAGCUGAGUGCCAAGCUCAUUCUAGGCGCUGACAGCCCCGCCAUACAAGACAACAGAGUCACAACAGUCCAGUGCUUGUCUGGCACUGGUUCUUUAAGGGUCGGAGCUGAGUUUCUUGCGAGGCAUUAUCACGAGAAAACUAUCUGCAUUCCGAACCCGACAUGGGGAAAUCAUCCGAAAAUCUUUAACCUCGCUGGGCUGUCUGUGAAAACUUACCGCUACUAUGACCCUGCAACAAAGGGCCUGGACUUCCAAGGAUUGCUGGAAGAUCUCGGAGCUGCACCAUCAGGGGCCAUAGUACUCCUUCAUGCAUGUGCACAUAACCCAACGGGUGUUGACCCAACCCUCGAGCAGUGGGAGCAAAUCAGACAGUUAAUUAGAUCGAAGCAGUUAUUGCCCUUCUUUGAUAGUGCUUACCAGGGAUUUGCAAGUGGUAGCCUUGAUGCAGAUGCAGAAUCAGUUAGAAUGUUUGUUGCUGAUGGUGGUGAAUGUCUUGCGGCACAAAGUUAUGCAAAAAACAUGGGACUCUACGGGGAACGUGUUGGGGCUCUCAGUAUUGUCUGCAAGGCAGCUGAUGUGGCAAGCAGAGUUGAGAGUCAAUUGAAACUUGUGAUCCGCCCAAUGUAUUCCAACCCACCAAUCCAUGGUGCAUCUAUAGUUGCUGCAAUUCUCAAGGACAGUGAAAUGUAUAGAGAAUGGACUGUGGAGCUGAAAGCCAUGGCUGACAGGAUCCUUAGCAUGCGCCAGCAGCUUUUCGAAGCCUUAUCUGCUAGAGGUACUCCAGGUGACUGGAGUCACAUCAUCAAGCAAAUUGGAAUGUUUACAUUCACUGGUCUCAACUCUGAACAAGUUGCCUUUAUGACCAAAGAGUACCACAUUUACAUGACAUCUGACGGGAGGAUUAGCAUGGCUGGCCUCAGUUCACGUACAGUUCCUCAUCUUGCUGACGCUAUACAUGCUGCAGUCACCCGUUCCACCUAGAUAGCUAGCUGUACUGUCAGAUUGUGGUUUAAGGGUACAUUUUUUGCUACUGAAGGCAAUGUUUCAUGUAAUCAAACAGACUUCAGCCAGAAAGACAUCUUUAGUCCUGGCUAGUCUUCUUUUCUUCACCGACUGUGCAUAGAGUUUAGCUUGCUUAUGCAAGCAUUGUAAGGAUAAUACCAUGAUGAACUUGCAUCGUUUUGAAUCCCUUAUUGAGAUAAAUUGGCCUAGCUUAUGGCUAUCUGUUAUAUCUUAUUUUUGAUUACUAUGCAUGCACCCCAUUUGGUCCUGACUCUCCCUAUGUUCUCUUUUGCAUCUUUUGGACAGUAGUAGUGUUCUGCAACAGCUGAAACCCAGAACCAUACUGUGUAGAAGAAUUUAUGAAAAAAGAC